AUGUUCCAACGCAUCCUCAUUUUCAUCCUUACCAUCGAGUGGGGUACUGCCGCCUCUUCCCUGGAGGAUGACCGCAUCCCAGGUUCCGCGGAUAUCGCUCUGAGGGGUGCGCGGCCACCGACCGAUUGUGUGGUGAAAAUGAUCAAGCCUUAUGAAUUCACAGUCGAAGCCUUCGUGGACACUGUCGAAGACCCAUCACUUGCUGGCAGCACCGUCAGAAUCACCCGAGUGAAGUCAACUGAGUUCAUUACAAGGGAUAAUAAAGUGCACAAACUUUCUGGUGAUGAAGUGGAGACCUUGAUAGAUUCCGAGAUGCUACGUGCCUUGAACGAUCGAGAUGUGUCUGAGGACGUGGAUGAACAAACCCUCUGCAAAGCACAGUUGAAGGCGUUCGCUGACCAUAUGUACAUAACUUCUGAGAAAUACCAACAAGAUGCGAGAAAACUCGGCAUCGACCCGCAAAGCGAAUCUUUCAUCGCCUGGAGUAUUCUCAACCUUCGAAAGGAGAAUCUUUUCGAGCGACGAAUCGGCGAGCCUGAUAUUGGCGAGAUAUGUGAAAUCGAUGCGUCGAUUGGAUUCAGAUUCAAGACUAAGACACCUCAUGAGACUCAAUACGAAGAUAUAUCAAUAACAGCCACCCAUGACAGGGACAACAUCAUGACCAUCGACUCCUUCGUUGUGGGGUUCAAACAGUAA
This is a messenger RNA of Perkinsus marinus ATCC 50983, 696 nucleotides long. RefSeq lists its product as hypothetical. The transcript has 3 exons. The coding region runs from base 1 to 696 and encodes 231 amino acids. The record is from RefSeq and is a predicted model, not a curated record. NCBI's taxonomy places the organism in Eukaryota, Perkinsozoa, Perkinsida, Perkinsidae.